GGGUCGUCAGCUGAGUUGUUUCCUUCCGCAGCUUACAGUACCACGUCAUGUUCAAGCAUAGAACAGUCGGUUUCAGCAGAUUAACAUCACAGCAAGAUAUGUACUGAGCAGUAACGUCUGCUGCAACUUGCUGCACCUCUCACUUCUGCAAGAUUCUGUUUCCAAGGAUUUCUCUUUUCGGGCUACGAACUGUACUGGAGCGCAACUCAAUGCAGAUAUCGACCCUCGUGCACCUGCAGAGGCAGGUAGAGUUGGAAUUACAGCGAACAUUCCCUUGUUUCAGUGGACCCGGAACCCAGGUGACACUUUCAAUGAUUGGUUUAUUUCUCGUUGGGUGCUGAUAGGGGGGAUGUCUGGCAUAGGCACUUGUCUACAUCUGACUUAGCUGAAUUAUUCAUUUUCGGCGUCAGUUCAGUCCCCGAUCUCCUUUUUCUGAAUAUCACAGCGCACGUAGUUCGAUAUUUUUUUCUGUGCAAAGAAGCAAAGCUCAGAUCGCGUGCUGACAAUCCAAUGAAUUGAGAAGAUCGGCGUGGUUAUCAGUAUCAGCAUUUCAGCGGUUAAUAAACGAUAUUCUGCAGGAUUUUAAGAAGAUGCUGCUGUUGGUUUUGCUGGCUUUUUCCAUACCUAGCUCGUCUCCCAACUCGGAUUCUGACCUCUCAGCGGAGACCUGCAGUGCUUGCUCUUGCAUGUCCAUAGAAAAUGUUCUAUAUGUGAACUGUGAGAAAAUCGCAGUAUACAGACCUACUCAGCUUAAACCACCAACUUCAACUUUAUAUCAUCUCAAUUUCCAGAAUAACUUAUUGCUCAUCCUUUACCCAAAUUCCUUUAUUAAUUUCACUCAUGCAGUGUCACUCCAGCUGGGGAACAACAAGCUGCAGAACAUUGAGGGAGGGGCUUUUCUUGGACUGAGUGCAUUAAAGCAAUUGCACCUAAACAACAAUGAAUUAAAGAUGCUCCAAGCAGACACAUUCCAGGGUAUAGAGAACUUGGAAUACCUCCAGGCUGACUACAAUUUAAUCAAGUUUAUUGAACGGGGCGCCUUCAAUAAGUUGCACAAGCUGAAAGUGCUCAUUCUUAAUGACAAUCUCAUUUCCAGCCUUCCAGACAACAUAUUUCGCUUUGCUUCUCUUACCCAUUUGGAUAUAAGGGGAAACAGGAUACAGAAGGUUCCUUAUAUCGGGGUUUUGGAACACAUUGGGAGGAUAGUGGAAUUGCAGCUAGCGGAUAAUCCUUGGAAUUGUACCUGUGAUUUGUUACCCCUCAAAGCUUGGUUGGAGAACAUGCCCUAUAAUAUUUAUAUAGGGGAUGCCAUCUGUGAAACACCCAGUGACUUGUAUGGGAGGCUGUUGAAAGAAACGAACAAACAAGAACUGUGCCCUAUGGGAACAGGGAGCGAUUUUGAUGUCCGGAUGCCUCCUUCCCAGAUUGAAAGUGGACAAACCACAUCCAAUGUUGCACCAACUGCAAUGCAACGCCUCAUUACCAAAGCGCCAAAAACCACCAAUCCUUCAAAAAUAUCAGGAAUUGUUGCCGGCAAGGCUCCUUUCAAUCAAAAUCUCAGUCAGAUUAUAUCUUAUGAGACCAGAAUCCCACCAAUAGCUCCCUGCCCACUCCCGUGCACAUGCAAAGCCCACCCCUCCGACUUUGGGAUUAGUGUAAGUUGCCAGGAGCGCAAUAUUGAAGAUCUUGGUGAGCUGGUGCCCAAACCUCCAAAUGCCAAGAAACUGCACCUCAGUGGCAAUUAUGUAAAAGAUAUCAGUCCUACUGACUUCCUUGGCUUUGAAGGUUUAGAUCUGCUGCACCUGGGGAGCAAUCAAAUAGUGACUGUUCAAAAAGGAGUGUUUGCGAAUUUAACCAAUCUGCGCAGACUGUAUAUGAAUGGCAAUCAGAUCGAGCAACUGUACCCUGAAAUGUUUCUUGGACUCACUAACCUCCAGUACUUGUACUUGGAAUACAAUGCCAUCAAGGAGGUUUUAACAGGGACCUUUGACUCCAUGCCAAAUCUACAGCUCUUGUAUCUGAACAACAAUGUAUUAAGGAGUCUCCCAUCUUAUAUCUUUGCUGGAGUUUCACUUGCCAGGCUGAACCUGAAGAACAAUCACUUCAUGUAUCUGCCAGUAAGUGGCGUUCUAGACCAGCUGCUCUCCCUCACGCAGAUAGAUUUAGAAGGAAACCCCUGGGAUUGCACAUGCGAUUUAGUGGCUUUAAAACUGUGGCUCGAGAAACUGAAUGAGGGAAUUACAGCCAAAGAAGUGAAGUGUGCGUCCCCAGUUCAGUUUGCUAACAUCGAGCUGAGGCUACUGAAAAACGAAAUCUUAUGCCCAAAACUUUUAAUGAAGCCAUCUUUCAUUCUAACUAGCCUCACUCCGACUAUUACAUCUACAUCACCAUCUGGGCUCAGUAAAGCUCCUCCCGGUGGGCCUGUGCCCUUGUCAAUAAUGAUUCUGAGCAUUUUAGUUGUGCUCAUUUUGACCGUGUUUGUUGCAUUCUGCCUUCUUGUUUUUGUCUUGAGGCGCAACAAAAAUCCCAAUGCAAGGCACGAAGGUUUAGGGAACCAGGAAUGUGGCUCCAUGCAGCUUCACAUCAGAAAGCAUGACCAGAAGUCCAAUAAGAUGGAUGACCUUGGAGGAGAGACCUUCAUACCACAAACCAUAGAGCACAUGAGCACAAGCCACACAUGCGGGUUACAUGAUUCAGAAUCAGGAUUCAAAUUUGCAGAUUCUCAGAGACAGAAAAUAAUUCUUCGGAAUUGUGCUGACAAGGACACAGACUCGUUGCAUGCAUUGGAUUCAAGGAAGAGGCUCAGUACUAUUGAUGAAUUGGAGGAAUUUCUACCAGGAAGGGAUUCCAAUCUGUUUAUUCAGAACUUUUUGGAAAAUAAAAAGGACUUUAACAGUAUAGGAGUCAGUGGUUUUGAGAUCCGCUACCCAGAAAAGACAAAUGACAAAAAGUUGAAAAAAUCUUUAAUAGGUGGCAACCACAGUAAAAUUGUGGUGGAGCAACGGAAAAGUGAAUAUUUUGAAUUGAAAGCAAAACUUCAAGGUUCUCCAGACUAUCUUCAAGUGCUCGAAGAACAGACAGCUUUGAACAAAAUGUAGGUCACCCAAUUCUUCAGCAAAUACUUAUUUAAUGACAAAAGUGCCUUUUGUUGACUUUAAACUUCCAGAAAGCUAGCGAUCAUUAGAAAACUAGACAGGUACUCCCAGGGGCAACUCAAAACACAGUCAUGUUAUUUGCUAAAAAUAAUUGGCUUUUUUACAAGUAAAAUCUUUUUUCUCAUAUGGGAUGUGAUUUUACACAUGAAACUUUUAAAAGGCAUUUUCAAGGGAACUUUGCUGCUAUUAAAGUCAGUACAAUAGUAUAUCUAUCUAUAUAUUUUAUAUAAAUAUAUAUGUAUAUGUGUGUGUGUCUGUGUGUGUGGGGGGGUUAUUAUACACACACACACACACACACACACACACACACACAUUUACAUUAAGUUGGGGGUCAUGUGGAUGAAAUAUUAGAUGAUUUGGUGAUACGAACACUGCAGACUGCGAAGUUACUUUAUUUGCCUGAAGCAAAGGAUGAUUUAUCUUUGAAGUCAUGUGGUGCGUCUUCUCCACUGAAUGUUUGAAUACAUCUAGUGAGGACUGGAGGACUUUCUCAUUUUCAAUGUGUUCAUUGAAAAUGAGGCUUGCCAGGGUGUUCAUUCAAUCUGAUGUAUAUGGAAGAACCUUGUUGAUAUGCGCUAGUGUUAACAGAAGGGUUCGCCUCGGUUUGGGCUGUCAAUAGCAGACUGAGUACCUUCAGUCUGAAAAGCGCAGAACUGCUUACCAUGUAAGCCUCAAUUGAUUUUGUAAGUCUACAUUAUUUGUAUUUGUGGAAGAAUUUGUAAAAAAACUAAAAACAAAAAACAAAAGCACCUCUAACGCAUCAAUGCCGGAAAUGACCAGUCAAGCGUAGUUCAGCGUCCUCUGGAUGCAGGUUAUCUCCAUAUUUUAUUGAUUUAUUUUUGUACACUUGGGAUUGUCAGAGGUUCCCUGCUUACUCUCGAACAAACAUAAAUGUUCCUACUGAAUAGUGGUGUGUGGGCAUUUUCACGAAUACGUUAAACAAGCUUGAUUAUUGAUCAAAUCUGUAACGAUUUGGUUUAUCCAUUUAUCCCAGUUGAAAUUGUGAAGUUUUUUUUAUCAAUAAUAUGCAACCAAAAUAAAUGUGCAUCGUUAUUUCAUGCUUUUCUGAAUUUCAUGAAUUAUGCUAAAAUGAUUUGAUGGUGUAUCAUAAAGAGUUCCAUUUUGGAAAGGUGUAGCUCCAUAUAGAGUCUAUAAAUAAUAAUUAAGAUGACACUAAAGAGAAUUGUAUCAGUCAACAUGUGCAAUGUUUACAUAUUCUUACAUCAUUAAAUUAUUUUUUUAUGAUUUAUGACAGCUGUGACAAUUUCUGCUUAUUGAAUAUUUAUAGAAUCAAUGAUGUUACUCAACCCCUUAAGAGUGUAUUAAACAGUGAAUACAUACUAUGUGAAAUACAAGUGCAAGUGUGCCUCAAAGGGUGCAAUAAAACACUUUUGAAAUAUUUGUUGAGUUGGUGGUUAGUUGCAGUUUUAUUAUUCUAUUAUUUUUCAACCUGUGGAUGUCGAAGGUAUGCAAUUAUUUAUUUAUUUAUUUAUUGCAGCAAAUGUGGCUAAAAUCACUUUCCCUUUAAUGUGGUAUUGUUUCACUUUGGUUUAUGAUGUUUUUUUUUUUCCUUACAGUAUUUUGUAUUUGCACUUUAAGAAAAUAUCUGAUUUUCAGGUAAAGUCACAUCCCUAUGUUCUGCUAGUUAUUAGCAGCAGUACUCCUUUGUUAGAAAAAGCCAUCCCAGUAUUUCACAGUGACUAUCAAUUCGUUAUGUGUUGCUCUAUAAGCAGUUUUGUGGUGCAGAUUCCUUGCUGUUAUAAACUUUAAUGUGUAUGUUCUGCUACUUGGUAAUGCAUAUAAUGAGCACAGGGGGGUUUCUUUUUUUCUUUUUGUUGCAUCCAAAGAAACUGAAACUAUGUAAAGCAAGAAUGUAUUUAUAAAACCUAAACUCUAUUUUGGCAUAAACUAAGUCAAUAAAUCAUAUUGUUUCUACAUUGCAGUAAGCAGCCAUGUUGUUUUAACAUUUCAGUUUGCAUUCAGAAGGGAGAAUGAUCAGGCUUUACUUUAUACAUGUCUUAUCCCUCCCAUUAUUUUACGAGCUGAAUGCAGGACAGUAACUUGGCCAGUCAAACAACAGGGAUGGUCAGCGCCACUUCCAAAAUCUGUACCCCUAUAUCUUCACUAAUGUGGUACUAAGGGUUUACUCGAAACAACCUCUACCCCGCAAGGCAAAGGCACAGAUUGAU
This is a messenger RNA of Polyodon spathula (Mississippi paddlefish), 5344 nucleotides long. Its product is annotated as SLIT and NTRK-like protein 4. Gene Ontology annotation, molecular function: protein binding. The transcript has 2 exons. Gene Ontology annotation, biological process: regulation of presynapse assembly; axonogenesis; positive regulation of synapse assembly. Gene Ontology annotation, cellular component: membrane; glutamatergic synapse. Lineage: Eukaryota; Metazoa; Chordata; Actinopteri; Acipenseriformes; Polyodontidae. The coding region runs from base 591 to 3098 and encodes 835 amino acids. The record is from RefSeq and is a predicted model, not a curated record.